AUGCAUCAAGGUCGUGUAAAAAUUUGUUGUGCUUUGGAUCAUUAUUAUGUCCUCAUGGUUUACGUGUCAUAUGAUCUAAUUGUGUUCUAUCGUAGCGUUCUCAUUUCUCCCUUCUCAAUAUUCCAGGUCAAAUAUGGUGACACACUUAAGAGGUUCAAUGGUUAUGUCAACGGAACGCACUUCACUUUGAAUCUGUCUGCUCUCCGUUCCAAAAUUGCAAGUGCUUUUAAGUUUGCCCCUGAUGCUGACUUCAUUCUCACUUACACUGAUGAGGAUGGGGAUGUUGUUAUGCUGGAUGAUGACGAGGACUUGCAUGAUGCAGCUAUCCAUCAGAAAUUGAACCCUCUAAGGAUUAAUGUUCAGUUAAAGAAUAGCCACGCUGGGGCAUCUCACAUUAACCGGCAGGAUUCAAGCCCUAAACCUCUUGAGGCCACCACUCAGGAUCCGAUAGCUCAGAUCAAAUCUGUUAUUGAUGAAGCUUUAAAGCCCAUAUCAGAACCUUUGAGAUCCACUGCAAGGGAAGAUCCACUAGCUCACUUAAAAUCAGCUCUUGAUGAAGCUAUGAAGUCUAUCCAUGAGCCAGUUCCUGAAUCCCUUGCAAAACUGUCACGUGAAGUACUUGAUGCAGCACCACCACAAUUAACUGAUCUGAUAAAACCUUUCGUGAACUUGAUCACAUCAACCAACAGUAGCCAAUCUGCUGGGCAUGCUGAGAGUUCACCUGGCUCCUCCAGGGGUGUGCAGCAAGCACGGGUUGAUCUCAAAGCUGAUGGUCAGCCUAAAGUUGAGGCAAGUUUGGGUUCACGACCUUUGAAUGAACGAAACCCUGUAUCAUCUGAGACAGGAGGUCUUAAGAGUGUGUUGGUUGAAGUUCCCGCUGCAGUCAUCACUGAAGCCUCUCAAGGCCACCAAGGAUCGUUAUAUCCUUCUGUUGAGGAUUUGCUGUACACCUCCAAUUCCGGUGGUAACAGUUCUGGUUGCAAGGAUAUGACUGAUGCUCAAAGUAAGGGGAAGUCUGUCAUGCCCUCUGCUGAACCACUCGCUCGUAACACUGUUCCCAGUUUUCGUCCAAGUCAUCCAAAUGCAUCUGGAAAUGAAUGGUUCCAGACACGAAGAUCGGUGGAUGGAUGGUCCCAGCCGAGAUCCAUUUGGCAACCUGAAACUAAUGUCAAACCAGCUAGUGAUCCUGGAUGGCGUGUUCCAAUGUAUAAAGCGCCUCACCCAUCCCCACCAGUUCCCCAUGCACCCUUGGGCUAUGGACAUUCUCCACAAUUUCCUUACCCUGGCCGUCUGCUAUCUGCUGGGCGUCUGUAUGGGAAUCUUGGUAAUAACAGUGAGAGGUCACCACGAAUUUCACAUAGGUGGAUUCAGUGUGAUGGUUGUGGAGUUCAACCAAUUGUUGGGCCACGCUACAAGUCUAAUGUGAAAGAAGAUUAUGAUCUGUGUGAUACCUGCUUCUGUCGUAUGGGCAGUGAGGUUGAGUACACAAGAAUAGACAAGCCGAUCCUGCCACACAAGUUAUCUCGGGACCCUAAUUUGUGCCGGAAAAUCCAUUCACGUGCUCCAAUGAAGUCAAAGCGUGAGAAGCUCGAAAGCCGCUUCAUUUUGGAUGUAACGGUGCUGGAUGGCACACUUAUGUCACCUUCAAGCCCGUUCACUAAGAUUUGGCGCAUGCACAACAAUGGGUCUAUCAUGUGGCCCUUGGGCACACAGCUAAUUUGGGUGGGUGGAGAUCAAUUUGCACUGCAGACCUCUGUCCCACUAGAGAUUCCAUUGAAUGGAUUUCCGGUGGAUCAAGAGAUGGAUGUUGCUGUUGAUUUUGUGGCACCUGCAAGGCCUGGGAGGUAUAUAUCUUACUGGAGACUGGCAUCACCUUCUGGUCAAAAAUUUGGUCAGCGAGUUUGGGUUCAUAUCCAGGUGGAAGAUCCAUCUUUUGUCAGUGACAACAAGACUGCUGCUGUUAACUUGAAUCAGCCUCAGGAAAGCAACAUCACAAACACAAGUAGUCUGCCUCAGGAAAGCAACAUGACAAACACAAGUAAUUUGAUUGAUGUCAACAUGGAGCCUGCUAACCAAGUCCUAGAUGAACAUGUCAACGGCACUAGAAUGGAACUGCUGGAGCCUUCGAUAUACCGUGAAGCUGCUGAGCCCAAGAAAUCCCCCUCAGCAUUUUCAGCAGCUCCUCCAUACCCCAUGGUCGAUGUUCCGUCAUCCAGUGAAAAUGCAGCUGCUUUUGUGCCAAGUGUUACUGUACUUGCACCUGAAGUCAUUCCGAGACCUGCUGUGACUACACCUGCUGAUGUGCCCACAAGUUCGCUUACUAGUAUCCCUGUGGAUCUACCUGUAGCUGCAACCACACCUGUGGAUGUAGCAUCUGCGCCGCUUGACAUCGACAGUCUUACAGAAGAGAAACUGCUGCAGGAGCUGGAGGAAAUGGGCUUUAAGCAGGUUGAUCUGAACAAGGAGAUACUGAGGCAGAAUAAAUACAACCUGGAGCAGUCCGUGGAUGAUCUGUGUGGUGUCAAUGAAUGGGACCCUCUGCUGGCGGAACUGAAUGAAAUGGGAUUUGAUGACAGGGAGACGAACAAGGAGCUGCUUGCCAAGAAUGGAGGAAGCAUCAAACGAGCUGUGAUGGACCUCAUCGCCAGGGAGAAGAAGGACAAGUGA
Triticum turgidum subsp. durum (durum wheat) is the source of this 2667-nucleotide messenger RNA. The record is from the annotation of a GenBank genome assembly. Lineage: Eukaryota; Viridiplantae; Streptophyta; Magnoliopsida; Poales; Poaceae.